AUGGUAGACAUCAACGGCCGUGGGCAAUGUGGAAGAACGCCACGGUUAUGGGCAGCACAGCGGAAGCAAAAUGAAGUGAUUCGGAUACUUGUGAGUCGACGUGCUGAUUUAUUGCAUGUGGACAAUGACGGAAACAACAUCCUUCACAUUGCCUGCAAAACAGGAAACAAGGAAAUUAUGCGUGAUCUGAAGAACUUAGCAGAGGAGUUUGUGACGUUCUUCUCCAGGAAAAUUGAAGACAUUCGCAGUGAUUUGCAAACAAAACCAUGCGACAAUGGCCAGCAUUGUCCCGACUGUGACAGUAAUGGAGACUGCUCGGCACCAUGCGAGGUUGGAUUCUAUGGUAGGACGUGCAUGUUGGUGUGCAACAGCGGAUGCAAACAUCGGUCGUGUGAACUCACAAAGACGGGCAUCGAGUAUUGCACGGAGGGAUGUGUUCCAGGCUUCAAAGGUACAAGCUGCAACAUACCAUGCCACAACCCUGGGACACAGUGUACGGUGUGUGAAGCUGGAUGUGAUGGAGGAUACUGCAGACAAGGUUCUACAUCCUUUGUUUCUGGAUGUGUAGACUCCUACUAUGGUCUUGACUGUAAGGACUGCUCUGAGAGAUGUAAGUCAUGUAACAGGUCUACAGGGAUGUGUAACGAUUGUCAUGAUCCAUACCGGGAUCUGAACUGUGAGAUGUCAUGUGAGAACUGUGCAGGAUCUUGUGUGUCUGGAUGUGACGAAGGCUGUAAACCUGGCUUCUAUGGUCAUUGGUGUGAUAAGGUGUGCAGUGGAAACUGUCGUCCUGGGCCCAACAAAACUGCAGUUUCUGUCUUGGAGUGUGACCAAAAUACAUCCAUCAACUGCAUCCCCAAGUGUGACAACAACACUGGAGACUGUGUCCACGGUUGUAAUGACGGAUGGUAUGGUACAAACUGCUCCUCUCGAUGUAGCCGGAAGUGUGCAAAUAUGUCCUGCACGGAUUCAGGGUCGUGUGCAGCUGGUUGUGCACCAGGGUAUGCUGGGACUGACUGCUCCUGUAUUGAAAACUGCAUCCAUGAAGUUUGUCACCCGAAGAACGGAUCUUGUGUGAAAGGUUGUAUCAAUGGAUAUUAUGGUGCAUUUUGUAACAUCUCGUGUGAUGUCUGUCUUGACGGAGUAUGUGGUCGGACACAUGGAACCUGCACCAGAGGAUGUAAUGAUACCAACCAGACAUGCACAUCUAACUGUACUAAAGACUGUCCUUUGGAGGUCUGCCUUCAAGUCAGAACAUGUUCAGAGACCAAAAGUGAGAGCUCUACACUGAUCGCAAUCACCACCGGGGCGUUAGCAGCGUGUUUACUUUGCUUAAUUGGCAUCAUGGUAGCAAUUCGUAUUAUUGUCUUCGAACGCUUUAAAAGGGAUGAAGCUGAUGAUGGAGAUGUGGAAUGUCCAGCAGAUCAGCAGGAUACACACGACUACGAGCUUGUGGAUGUUGAGAAACGAAUCCGGCCCUGUGAUAGUUUUUCUUUAGUGGAUGUUCACUUCAGUCAAUGCAAUACAUUGACUGGCCAAACUGCCCUCCAGUAA
Molecule: messenger RNA, 1554 nt
Organism: Haliotis rubra (blacklip abalone)
Lineage: Eukaryota; Metazoa; Mollusca; Gastropoda; Lepetellida; Haliotidae
Product: multiple epidermal growth factor-like domains protein 11
Exons: 5
Coding region: 1-1554 (517 amino acids)
Molecular function (GO): protein binding
Source: RefSeq, a predicted model, not a curated record